Messenger RNA from Bicyclus anynana (squinting bush brown), 1487 nucleotides. RefSeq lists its product as uncharacterized. NCBI's taxonomy places the organism in Eukaryota, Metazoa, Arthropoda, Insecta, Lepidoptera, Nymphalidae. The transcript is spliced from 4 exons. The record is from RefSeq and is a predicted model, not a curated record. Bases 343 to 765 code for a protein of 140 amino acids.
AACCCUUAGAAACAUUAUCACAUAGCCUAGAAUCCAGGACCUUGUGAUACCAAGCCACAUAACCACGGCACUAAACGACUGAUUUGUGAAAAUUCUUGACAUUUCAAGUCAAGUGUAUACCUACUCUAUUACUUAGUUAUUCUAAAUAUUUCCCAUCCACUCGGGAGAAGUAAAAGGGGUAAAGUUACGCUAAAUAAAUAUUUCAAUCGCGUUCGCCUCCUACGGGAAAAACAAACUUCAGUUUUAUAUAAAAGGCGGUUCCGACGUCGAGCCGUCACUCCAGCGCCGCGCACAGGGCGGCCAUCUUGUAUUGCGUUUUGUUCUUGCAUUGAACUUGAAAACAUGUUGAAAGUUACCGCCAUAGUGUCACUAUUACUUAUUGCCUCUCGCGCGGAUCCUAGCCGACAUAAAAGGGAAGGUGCGCCAUCUGUCGACUUUGACUCAGGCAGCACCCUGUGGGCCGCCAGCCUGUCGUGCGACUCGUGCGGCAGCGAGUGUGCGGCGGCGUGCGGCACGCGCCACUUCCGCUCCUGCUGCUUCAACUACUUGCGCCGGAAGCGGGGCCCUGGACCCGGACCCGACUCCAUGAAGUUGCCUCAAAAUUUCCACGAGUUCAAGCCCGAGGGUGUACAGAAGUCUAAAAUAUCAGUGUUCGGUGCUGAAGACAUGCCAGAUUUCUGGGGCCGCAUGGUGCCGAGCGAUUAUAGAUUCUAUCCCUUUGACGAUACGCUCGAGAACAGACUGCAGGCUAUGUACGACGCGUAAUUAACGUAUUUUUAAGGCUGCAAUAUUAUAUAUAACUUGUAUAUAGACAUAUGCAUAAGUAAACUAAAGGACGCGCGCGACUUGGUCCGCGAAAGACGAUGUAAACUAUCAUUGAAUGUUAUCUUUUUUUUAAUGUCUCGCAUGCAAAUGCAAAAUCAAAACGCAAAGUUAACGCCAUAGAUAAUUUAACUGGGGUAAACAGUAAACACCUCCGCCAUUGUGGUGACGUCACAUGACAAGCGCCAUUUUUAGGAUUCCGUAUUAAUUUUAAUAGUUCUACUGCUUUAUUAUUAUCCAUAUUAAAUUAAUGUCCAUAAUUAUUAUUUAUCUUGAUGUCAACGCAGACAAAACGGCAACUCUAAGCGCUGUCUACAGAACAAAACCUAGACUCCUAGAGCAACUUCUCAAAAAUCAUGACUUAAAUCAAUUUUUCCAUGAUUUUUCUUAUACAUUAUUAAUAACAACCUCUUCAAGAUUUUUAAUUAAAAUAAAACUUGAUUUAAUGUCUUAUAAAGGCUGUGUAGACAUGAAUUCAAGGAUUUGUAAGAACUGACCAAUUUUUUACAUCGUAAAUUCAUAAGUAAAAAUUUUCUGUAAUCGACAGUGAUUUGUUUCAAUAGCAGAAAACCUUUUACCUUAAACUUACGAGUAAUAUUAACAUACCAGUAUUAUCUUACAGCAUUUAGUAAUAAUUGUAAGUUAAAUUAUUUUUGUGUUAUAAA